Molecule: messenger RNA, 5162 nt
Organism: Panthera uncia (snow leopard)
Lineage: Eukaryota; Metazoa; Chordata; Mammalia; Carnivora; Felidae
Gene: CLEC2D
Product: C-type lectin domain family 2 member D
Exons: 5
Coding region: 98-697 (199 amino acids)
Cellular component (GO): external side of plasma membrane
Source: RefSeq, a predicted model, not a curated record
UGUAAAUGAGGAAGUUCUAAACUGAAAGGAGAGGUUGUUCUCUUGGCUUGGAAGCGAUCUGAAGCCACUUGUUAGCUGUCUGCGAUGUAGGGGCAAAAUGCGUGAUAGCAGUUGUGUGGAGAAAGCCUGUGUGCCGGUGGAAUUGCUGAGAAACCCAAAUUACCUGCCUUCAAAAAAGCAUUCUACUAAAGUUAAACCAAAUAGAGCCUUUUCCUUCAUCAUCACAUGUUUCAUACUUAUAUUGAGUGGAAUAAUUAUAUAUGUUGUAGUAACUAGAAGAAAAUUCCAUCAAAUACCGCCAGAGUGCCUUGAAGCUGCAUGCCCAGAAAACUGGAUUGGUUUCCAAAGAAAGUGUUUCUAUUUUUCUGAUGACAUCAAAAAUUGGACAUUCAGCCAGAGGUUUUGUGUCUCACAUGGUGCUGAUCUUGUUCAGAUUGAAACCCUCCAGGAACUGGAUUUCCUGUUGCGGUAUAAAGGCCCCUCUGACCACUGGAUUGGGCUCAGCAGAGAAGAAGGCCAACCAUGGAAAUGGAUAAAUGGCACUGAAUGGACCAGAUGUUUUCCUAUUAGAGGAGGAGGAGAGUGUGCCUAUUUGAAUGACAACGGUGCCAGUAGUGCUAGGCACUACACGGAGAGAAAGUGGAUCUGUGCCAAAGAGGACACAUACACCAAGAUCAGGAGGCAAAAUGCAACGUAACUCUUCCCUUGUGAAUUGCACUCCUUCCCUAAUGUGUCUUAGCUCUGACAGUGUGGAACCUGCGGCGGAUUCUCUCUCUUGCUCCCCAUCAAAAAGAAACAUUAUAAAAAAUGAGCACCCGGAGAGACUGCUACAUAUAAUUGCUUUGUAUCCGGGUGCUGUUGUGUUACUCAACUUUGUAACUUUUUUCCGAAAACCCCGAGCAACCCAAAAAGCUUUCCUUCUAGAAUCCUCAUUGAGAGAAUAAAAGCGGUUUCUUUUGUACAUAACUUCUUGGCCUGAUUGCACUUUCAGAACAUUCCCUAGUGUUGGCAACAUAAGGUGACAUUCUUUACGUGCCUUCUCACUUACAUAAAAUAUGAGACUGAAUGAAAAGGGAAACAUCUUUUGAAAAGUCCUUGCGUACUUUACAAGUUUUAAUUCCUCUUGAUUGGAAGAUACUCCUUAAACAUCAAAAAUCUCAGCAUUUUUUUUCUCCUCAACCUCAUUAAAAUGUUAACUUUUUUUCAUUUUUAUUGAGUUUUAAUUUUAAUUCCAGUAGAGUUAACACACAGUGUUAUAUUAGUUUCAGGUGUAAAUACAGUGAUUCAACGAUUGUGUACAUUACUCAGGGUUCAUCAUGGUAAGUAUACUUCCUAAAGGAGGACACUUGUGAGGAGCACUGGGUGUUGUAUGUAAUUUAGUGAUGAAUUACUAAGUUCUGCUCCUGAAAAUAUUAUUACACUAUAUGAUAACUGACUAGAAUUUAAAUAAAAAUGUGAAACAAACAAAAAAGAGAUUAAAAAGUGAUAAAUGUACUCUUAAUCCCUUUCACCUAUUUCACCCAUGCCCCCACCUAUCUCCCCUGAGCUAACCAUCGGUUUGCUCUCUAUAGUUAAGAGUCUGUCUCUCUUUUAUCCUUUGAUCAUUUGUUUCAUUUCUUACAUUCCACAUAUGAGUGAAACCUAUGGUAUUUUCUUUCUCUGACUUCUUUUGCUUACAUUAUACUGUAGCCCCAUCUCUGUUAUUACACAUGGCAAGAUUUCAUUCUUUUUUAUGGCUGAAUUGUUUUUUGAGUUUGAUAACUUCAUUAUAGAUUUUGAAUACUAACCCUGUAUGAGAUAUAUUGUUUGCAAAUAUCUUAUCCCAUUCCAUAAAUUGCCUUUUAGUUUUGUUGAUUGUUCCUUUGCUGUGGAGAAAAUUUUUAUCUUCACAAAAUCCCAGUAGUGCAUUUUUGCUGUUUACCUUGCCUCUAGAGACAUGCCAAGUAUUCAUUGAUAGAUAAGUGGUUAAAGAAGAAGUGGUCUGUGUGUGUGUGUGUGUGUGUGUGUGUGUGUGUAUAUAUAUAUAUAUAUAUAUAUAUAUAAUGGAAUAUUACUUGCUAACAAAAGAAUGAAAUCUUGCCGUUUGCAACAACACAGAUGGAGCUAGAGGAUAUGAUAACCUAGUGAAAUAAGUCAGAGAAAGACAAAUGCCAUAUGAUUCACUCAUAUGUGGAGUUGAAGAAACAAAAAAAAAAAAAAACAAAGAAAGAGACGAACAAAAAAACAGAGUCUUCUCCCUCCUGGUGCUGCAGGGUCCCCCCCACAGGGGACCACCGAUGGCAAAGCUAGCUAAGCUUGCCUCUCCUGCCCUUGUGCACCUUGCGGAUCCACCCCGUCUAAUAUGCCCUUGGCCAGAUCCCAUUGAAGCAGCACCACAAGCCUGGCAGUGUGCAAGCAGCCCAGACAGGGACCACACCACUCCACAAUGAGUCCUGCCCCUGGAAGAGGGGGCGAUAAGGUACACACUGGUCUGACUGUGGCCACAGCGGGGGGCUGGGGGCAGACAUCAGGUCUGACUGCGGCCCACCCAACAGCACCAGUUACUCCAGACAGCACAGGGGAAGUGCCCUGCAGUUUGGAGCUACCGCAGGGACUGCCCAAAAUGAUGAAACGGAAGAAUUCUCCUCAAAAGAAACUCCAGGAAGUAGCGACAGCUAACAAAUUGAUCAAAACCGAUUUAAGCAAUAUAACAGAACAAGAAUUUAGAAUGAUAGUCAUAAGAUUAAUCGCUGGCCUUGAAAAAAUCAUAGAGGACAGCAGAGAAUCUAUUGCUACAAAGAUCAAGGGACCAAAAAAUAGUCAUGAGGAAUUAAAAAAAUGCUAUAAAUGAGGUGCAAAUAAAAUGGAGCAGCCAUUGCACAGAUCGAAGAGGCAGAGGAGAGAAUAGGUGCAUUAGAAGAUAAAAUUAUGGAAAAAGAGGAAGCUGAAAGAAAGAGAGAUAAAAUAAUCCAGGAGUAUGAGGGGAGAAUUAGAGAACUAAGUGAUGCAAUCAAACGGAACAAUAUCCGUAUCAUAGGAAUUCCAGAAGAAGAAGAGAGAGAAAGGGGCUGAAGGUGUACUUGAGCAAAUCAUAGCUGAGAACUUCCCUGAUCUGGGGAAGGAAACAGGCAUUGAAAUUCAAGAGGUACAGAGAACUCCCUUCAGACAUAACUUGAAUCGAUCUUCUGCAUGACUUUCAUAGUGAAACUGGCAAAAUACAAGGAUAAAGAGAGAAUUCUGAAAGCAGCUAGGGAUAAACAAGCCCUAACAUCCAAAGGUAGACACAUAAGAAUAGUAGCAGACUUAUCUACUGAAACUUAGCAGGCCAGUAAGGAAUGGCAGGAAAUCUUCAAUGUGAUGAACAGAAAAAUUACACAGCCAAGAAUCCUUUAUCCAGCAAGUCUGUCAUUCAGAAUAGAAGGAAAGAUAAAGGUUUUCCCAAACAAGCAAAAACUGAAGGAAUUCAUCACCACUAAACCAGCCCUACAAGAGAUACUAAGGGAUACUCUGUGAGUGAAGUGUUGCAAGGACCACAAAGUACAGAGACAUCACUACAAGCAUGAAACCUACAGAUAUCACAAUGACUCAAAACCCAUAUCUUUCAAUAAUAACACUGAAUGUAAAUGGACUAAAUGCUUCAACUAAAAGACAUAGGGUAUCAGAAUGGAUAAAAAAACAAGACCCAUCUAUUUGCUGUCUACAAGAGACUCAUUUUAGACCUGAGAACACCUUCAGAUUGAAAGUGAGGGGAUGGAGAACUAUCUAUCAUGCUACUGGAAGUCAAAAGAAAGCUGGAGUAGCCAUACUUAUAUCAGAAAAACUAGACUUUAAAUUAAAGGCUGUAACAAGAGAUGAAGAAGGGCAUUGUAUAAUUAUUACAGGGCAUUAUAUAAUAAUUCUAUCAGGAAGAACUAACAAUUAUAAAUGUCUAUGCGCUGAAUAUGGGAGCCCCCAAAUAUACAAAACAAUUAAUUACAAACAUAAGCAACCUAAUUCACAAGAAUUUGGUAAUUGCAGGGACUUUAAUACUCCCUUACAACAAUGGAUAGAUCAUUUAGACACAGAAUCAAUUAAGAAACAAGGGCCCUGAAUAAUACAUUGGAUCAGAUGGACUUGAAAGAUAUAUUUAGAACUCUGCAUCCCAAAGCAACAGAAUAUACUUUCGUCUCGAGUGCAUAUGGAACAUUCUCCAAGAUAGAUCACAUACUGGGUCACAAAACAGCCCUCCAUAAGUAUACAAGAAUUGAAAUCAUACCAUGCACACUUUCAGACCACAAUGCUAUGAAACUUGAAAUCAACCACGGGAAAAAGUCUAGAAAACCUCCAAAAGCAUAGAGGUUAAAGAACACCCUACUAAAGAAUGAAUGGGUCAACCAGGCAAUUAGAGAAGAAAUUUAAAAGUAUAUGGAAACAAAUGAAAAUGAAAAUACAACGAUUCAAACGCUUUGGGAUGCAGCGAAGGCAGUCCUGAGAGGAAAAUACAUUGCAAUCCAGGCCUAUCUCCAGAAACAAGAAAAAUCCCAAAUAAAAAAUCUAACAGCACACCUAAAGGAACUAGAAGAAGGACAGCAAAGACACCCAAAACCCAGCAGAAGAAGAGAAAUAAUAAAAACUAGAGCAGAAAUAAACAAUAUAGAAUCUAAAAAAACCAGUAGAGCAGAUAAAUGAAACCAAGAGUUAGUUUUUUGAAAAAAUAAACAAAAUUGAUAAACCUCUAGCCAGGCCUCUCAAAAAGAAAAGGGAGAGGACCCAAAUAGAUAAAAUCAUGACUGAAAAUGGAAUGAUUACAACCAAUCCUUCAGAGAUACAAGCAAUUAUCAGGGAAUCCUAUGAAAAAUUAUAUGCCAACAAACUGGACAACCUGGAAGAAAUGGACAAAUUCCUAAGCACCCACACACUUCCAAAAUUCAAACAGGAAGAAAUAGAAAACUUGAACAGGCCCAUAACCAGUGAAGAAAUUGAAUCAGUUAUCAAAAAUCUCCCAACAAAUAAGAGUCCAGGACCAGAUGGCUUCUCUGGGGAAUUCUACCAGACAUUUAAAGCAGAGAUAAUACGUAUCCUUCUCAAGCUGUUCCAAAAAAUAGAAAGGGAAGGAAAACUUCCAGACUCAUUCUAUGAAGCCAGCGUUACUUUGAUUCCCAAACCAGACAGAGACCCAGCAAAAAAAAAAAAAAAAAAGAGAA